AUGGCCCUGCUUCUGGGCUUGAAGAGGACUCACUUCCCUUUCUGCUGGCCCUGAUGCCACAACCACUGGAAAAUUAUGUCACCCCCUCUUUGCCCCCACACAGAUGUGGCCCUUCACUGUCUCCACUGUCUCCGGGCUGGAGUGGAAGAGCUGAGUGCAAAGAUGUCCCCUAUUUUGGGGGGGAAAGCCAGACUUUUAGGCCACCUACGCCACUUUAGGAAGACAGAAUGUCUGGAUAAUCAGGCCCCUGUGGCAGCUAUGGUUGGCCUCAAAACUUGCUUUAGAGGGGCUUGUGGGUAGCCACUCACUGUACCGAUGGCAUGAUCCCAAAUCCCAAACAGGGACAGGCACUGGCUUAGGAGAGCCAGAGGAGAGUUGAUUCCAGGAAGAGGUUGUUUUCUUAUUAGAGAGUUACAGCAGAUGCCAUUAACUGGGAACACCUGUUUCUUUGGAAAGUAAAUAGGUCCACCUGCCCCAACCCUGCCAUUGCGUCUCUCUGGGAUUCUGACCUCUGGGAUUCUACUAAGCCCUGGCUGUAGGGUGAGGCUAGGGGGCCUGAUCAUUUACUGGACUGUGGCCUGGCAUUGAUCAACCUGCUCCCUACAUCACUACAGACUGGACACACCGGGGCAGAACACCUACACCCCAGGGCAGUGCCCCGUCUUCAACCCUUCUGCUGGGCACGGGACUGUAAAGGUGAAGAUUCAGGCCUAGAGGAACUCACUGACCCAGGCACCUGCACAUAAGCCAUGGCCAGAGCCCAAUGGAGCCCACUGGGCAGCCCCCAGCUUUUGCUGAUGACUGUUUAGGAGAAGGAAAAGCUGCCUUCCCCUCGCCCCUGGGCUGGGCCACGCAGUCUCUGGGCUCCCCAUCUGGAGCUGCGUAGCCCAGGAAUGGGGAAAGCAAUGCAAUCCUGCCCCUGGAGAGGUUUCUGCACAGCAGACUGGGGCCUUCCCAUGUGGUCAGGCCUGGAUACCCACACCCCUGCUUUCCUCCCAAAAAGGCAAGGUGUCCCUCGGGCAAAUAUCAUCUCUGGGCCCUGGAGAUGAAUUAGUCUCUGGCUGCAGGGGAUGUACAGAGGAAGAGUUGACGUCCUCCCUUUGGGCACUGGGGCAGGUGAAGAACACCUGAGUUCCACCCCUGCUGUGAAUGUAUGGGACAGGGGCAAGGUUCCUUUUCCACCUGUCAUGCCUCAGUUUCACCUUUUGCACAAAGAGAAGGGUCCUUACCCCUUUCCCAGUCCCUUUGCUGACUCAGACUCCAGUCCCCUGCUGAUUCACCCGCCCCCUGCAUCCCCUGAGCAGCCCUCUGGAUCUCCCAGACACGUGCCACCAGGCCCAACCCUGCCGAGCUGGUGCAACGUGACAUGGUGAGGGGGCUGGUGACACUGGAGGAAAGAAGGGGCCCGGGAGGGAGGCAGCUGCAGACAGAGUGACAGACCACAAUGAGGCAUCUCAGGGAGGGAGCACUUUUGCCAGCCUGGGGCCUGCUGGGGGACAGGCCCAGGAGGUGGAACGGGAGGGGAGGGGAGCAGGACGAGCCUAUCUGCCCCCUGCUGCCUGGGCUCCAUCUCCUGUCAGCCUUCAGCUCUCUAAGCGACAGCUUCUAAUUCCGGCUGUUGGUGCCUCUGUGCUCUGCAGCAAAGUCUCAGCUUUUUUUCAGCUUUGCCGUUUCUUUUCUGUUCAGAACAUACUGAGCCCAUAGGGAAGUCAGAGCAAAGGCUCCAGGGCCCAACACUUGGCACCACCGCACUUCCUGCCAUGGGAACCAACUGCUCCUUCUAAAGGGUACCCAGCACAGCACUUUCUGACCCAAGUCUUCCUCCCUGGAACUGUCUCAAUCCACCAUGGGGGAACAGGGCAGAAAUGAAGCUGAGUUGUCUCAGGGAGGAGGGGCUCUUCAGGACCAAGAAAGUGCCCAUUCUGGGUUUAUGCUGCUUCUCUCCUCCCUUUGGGGGGUGCAAAGCUUGGCUUGUCACACAGUUUCCAGAUGUCCUCCCUACCCUGACCUUGGAAAUAGAAGGGAAGAAAGCAAUUUUCCUCACACUGCUGAAAAGAGAAAUUGAGUCAUAAAGGGAAGAAAAGCCUUCUGCUGAGUAAAGAGGGAGAGCAUUCCUGUCCAAUUACCGGGGGUGGACAAUCUCUGCCCAUUCCUGGGGCCACCCCAGAAGGGGGCCCUAGCUCUGGGGGUGGGAGCAGCUUUGAGGACUGCACUCGAAAUAACUGUGCAGCUCUAGAACAAAACAAAAGAAAACAAAACAAAAAAAUGAAAUAACUGUGCAACUCUUUCCCUGACACUCUGACUUGAUCCUGUGUGAAGCAGGCAGGGCUGGUAUUUAGCAGCCUCAUUUUGCAGAUGAGAAUAUGCAGGCUGGGGGCCAAACUGCUAGAACGCCUUCAAGAUGGGACUUAACUCUGAGGUCUGAUCUGUGGCCUAUGACACCAGGGAAGAAAAUUGGCAGAGCCCUGACCAAGGGCUUUGCGGUGGGUGCAGUUACACAUCACAUGUGCCUCACAUGACAGAGGGGAGUGGGAGCCUCUGCUCCAGGUCCUGGGCGCCAAAUUCAAGGUAGACAUCCCUGGAGCCUGGGAACUGGAGAGAGGCAAGGGGCUCAGGGUGCAGGGCCAUGAGCCCACUUUACCACGCCCAUCUGUGCCCAGUACCUUUUCCCAGGCAUCUCCUACUGCAAAGCAUCUGCCCAGGCCGAGAACACCAUUACUCUUCCUUUAUUUUCUAUCUCUGAUAGGAAGGGACCCCUUAUAGGAGCCCUCAACAGCAUCCCCUGAAGGUUUAUCCUGCUUCCAAGCCUUUGCCUCCAGAACCCGUCUGAAAUUCCUUCCUUCUUUCUUCAGCAGCCAGACCCCGCACAUCCUUGAAGUCCUAUCUUUAAAAGGCUCCUGAGCCCUCUCCUCCCCACAACUCCAUCUUUUCAUCAAAGGACUGUGUUGGUCUGAAUUUAGCAGAUGUAUUCACCCCUCAGGUGACAGCCUCCACUUUUUAUGUCCCAGUGUUGUCGUCUUAGGAGGGGGAGUGUCUUCUAUCUAGAAUCGAGUUUAUGCCUCUCUCUUUCCUGCUGCCGGCAACAAAAGGCUCAUGAAAAGUCUCAGUAAAUUCUGCAGCUGAUACCUGCUUCACUCCUUACUUUACAAAUAUCCAUUCCAACCCUACUCACUCCCUCCCCACCACCCACACCCAGGCCUGUGUAUCAUCUCCCCCUCCUCCAGGAGCGAGUGGGGCCUGCUGGCAGGAGGGAGAGGAGAUGCGGUGGUUCCUCCGCAUCUUAUGGAAAAUGGAACUCGAGCUCGCCUCCUCUCCUUAGGGGUCUGCCAGUGGUCAGGGCCAGAACCCUGUGGCCUGGGGGUGGCUUUGUGCUCAAGGGAGAAGCAAGGGGCAGGGAGCUUGCGUGGAUCCCUAGGUCUUUCCAGGGUGGCAGGGCCAGGGAACUCCUAACAUGCCCGCGGCAUUCCCGGGUCCUAAGGUGCCCCUUUCUGGUCUCGGUGUCUGCACUCUGCCCGCUCAGCAGCCGCCGGGAGCUGGCAAGCGGGCGCGUUGUUGGGGUUGGAGACGUCUGAGACUGGAGGGCGCACUCGGCCCCCACCCCUCGCUCCGAGGGAACGUGUGGGGAGGAACAAUUGUGCGUGAGUGCGUGAUUCGCUGCACUUCGAGUGGCAGUUACCAGCCAGGCUGAGCGCCCCCAACCCGCGGCACGUAUACCCCCUCCCCCAAAUUACUCCUCAACCGCCUUUUGCUGCCACCCCUAGCUCGCACGUGGUCCUGUUCUGCGCUCAUGCGGUCCCACUUCCUUUCACCCUGGACCGCUGUGGGCAGCUCUCAGUCUUCUCCUACGAGCCCGAGGUCCCGCCAGUUUCUAAGUAGCAGAGGGCAACGACUCGGAUGGGGGCGGAGGGCGGGGAGAGAAGACUGCGACUUUGGGAUUGGAUUGGCCGGGUCGGGUGCAUGUGGCCCCCUGCGAGCAGCCCCCGCCCCCGCCCCGCAACCGCCGCCGCAUUCCCAGGGGAGCGCGGAGGAGGAGCCGCUCCCCGACUUCGUGGCCCACGAAGGUGUGGGGGUCAGGGGUGGUCUCCCCCGCCCCGUCCGUCUCUGCCCUGACGGUGCAGCCCGCUUCUAGGGCAGCCAUUGCCAUGGAGACCCCUGAGACUAUAAAGCCAGGUAUCUAGGCGGGCGGCGGCUCCCUCGCCGCUGAGCCCCCCAAGGAAGGAGCAAGCGCCCCGGCGUGGCCCGGCCCCCGCGAGAGGGGAGGAGGCGGAGGAACGGCGCCAGCAGCUUGAGAAGCGGCGCGCCCCUCCAGGGCUGGAGGCAGGCGUGCACCGCGGGCGCCACCGUUGCUGCGGGGGAGCGGGGGCUGCCCUGGGUGCGGGUGAGUGGCUCGGCUCCAAACCACGAGGACUGAGGGGCGCCGGACACGGGGAAAGCGGCGGGAGACUCGGGAGAGGGUCGAGCCUCGGCUCCCGACGUCUGGUGGCGGGCCAGGAGUGGAGCCCGGAGUAGCGAGCAAUCAACACCUCCAGGCGGCAGCCCCGGGGAAGCAGCAGCGAGACGCCAGGCGUGCGGCCCAGGAGCGGCGGGGCCGCCGGAACCUCCCGGCGACCGGAGUAGGAACCUCGGGACCCUCGGCUGCAGCCGCCCACGCGCGGAGGGAGAGGUACAGGAGCGCGGGCGGAGGCCGGAGCCCCACGGGGCGCGAGAACAGGGGCGCCCCCGUGCGGAGCUGCCAGGCUGCCCGGGCGCGGCGGCCGGGGCCAUGCUCAAGCCCAAGGACUUGUGCCCCCGAGCGGGGACGCGCACCUUCCUGGAGGCCAUGCAAGCGGGCAAAGUGCACUUGGCCCGCUUCGUGUUGGAUGCGCUGGACCGCAGCAUCAUCGACUGCCGCGCGGAGCAGGGCCGCACGCCGCUCAUGGUGGCCGUGGGGCUGCCGGACCCCGCGCUGCGCGCGCGCUUCGUGCGGCUGCUGCUCGAGCAGGGUGCGGCAGUGAACCUGCGGGACGAGCGUGGCCGUACCGCACUCAGCCUGGCGUGCGAGCGAGGCCACCUGGACGCCGUGCAGCUGCUGGUUCAGUUCAGCGGUGACCCCGAGGCGGCCGACUCGGCGGGCAACAGCCCCGUGAUGUGGGCGGCGGCCUGCGGCCACGGGGCGGUGCUCGAGUUCCUGGUACGCUCCUUCCGCCGCCUGGGCCUGCGCCUCGACCGCACCAACCGUGCGGGGCUCACCGCGCUGCAGCUAGCUGCCUCCCGCGGCCACGGGACCUGUGUGCAGGCCCUCACGGGGCCCUGGGGCCGCGCCGCCGCCGCCGCCGCGGCCCGGGGCUCCAACUCCGACAGUCCCCCUGGCCGCCCGGCCCCUGCGCCCAGCCCCGAGCGUCGACGACCCAGCCCCCGCCGCCUACCGCGGCCUCUACUGGCGCGCUUUGCGCGAGCGGCGGGUGGCCACGGGCACGGCGGCGAGGCUGGCUCAGCGGUCAAGAAUUCCGGCCGACACCGGGCGCAGGGCAGUGAACGACCUGAGCUGGGUCGGAGCAUGAGCCUAGCGCUGGGUGCGGUGACCGAGGAGGAGGCGGCCCGCCUGCGCGCUGGGGCCCUGAUGGCCCGACCAAACUCGCCCCAGUCUUCGGGGACUGGGCGGUGGCGCUCACAGGAGGUGCUGGAGGGAGUGCCCCCAACCUUAGUGCAAGCCCCCAUUGGUCUCAGCCCCCACCCGGAGGGCGGCCCCGGCUCUGGCCGCCUGGGUUUGCGCCGACGCUCUACAGCCCCAGAUAUCCCCAGCCUGGUCGGGGAGGCUCCAGGGCCCGAGAGUGGCUCAGAGAUAGAGGCCAACGCUCUGCCUGUCUCGGUGCCUGGACCGAAUCCAUGGCAGGCGGGCACCGAGGCUGUGGCGCUGCACGCUCAGCGGUAAGCCGCUCCGAGCACCAGGCCUGCUCCUCUCACCCUCCCGUCUGUACUCCACUGGUAUUUCUCCACUCUAGGUCCUUCACCUUUUCGGCAGCCGCCCCACUUCCCUGCAGCCCAUUUUGGAACCUGGUCUCCCUGCCAAGGCGAGACCUUCACCAGCCCUCCACCGGAAAUAAGCGACCUCCAUCUUCUUUUUUGUGCUCCUCGGUAUUCCCUGCCUGGGUCUAGAGGUUUUGAUGACUGGUUCCAUAGCCUACCAGCCAGGAAGGUGGAUACCCUUCCCCAGCCCUCAGCCACCUGCUGCUCCUUUCCCCCCACCCUCCCCUCGCUGGGUUUCCCAACAUCCUGCCAGCGGCCAGCGAGGCAAAUAGACGGGUCCAACUUGAAGAAUAAAGACCCAGCCUCCCCACUCUAACUAGUGAUGUUGACAAUAAUGCCACAAACUACCAAAGUUCCCUUUCCCUCAAAGUGUGAGAGGAGGAAAGGACCGAGGGGGCCCUAGAGUUUUUGUGUACUGGAGAGCUGAGGAGGACAGAGUCUAGCUAUUAGGUUUUUCUAGGGUAGAAACUUCGAGACAAUGAAAGUAUGUUUGGGGAGUGGGAGAGUCCCUAGUGUUGAACACCAUUUGUCCCUUGAAUCAGCUCCUGGGUAACUCCAGCUCCCUCUGUCUCUGCCCAGGAUUCAGCACACAAUCCCUACCUAGGUCCGCUCCGGGCUCCUGAGCCAGUCUGCUCUUCAGCUUGGAUUCAUUUGAAUUCCAUCAUCAAGGUUCAACACCUCACCUCUGGAGGCCCAAGUCCUAUUUCCGCUCACAGAGGCCUGAAAUGCAAAGGACUGAGCGCUUCCCCGCCUCCACGCCUCCAGCUCCCCUGUCCCGCACGUGGGUGCCCCCGCGGGGUGGAACAGUUGCGAAGGCUGUGCUUAAUUGUAUUUCUUCCAAUCCUCAAGGAACUCGUGUUUUAAGGCUUUGUAUAGGAAGCAGGAAGCAGCGGGUCUGAUUCUGAGGCUUAAGAGCCUGACAAUAUCUCUUUAAAUAGAAGCUCCGCGAGGGGGAUAA
Messenger RNA from Sapajus apella (tufted capuchin), 6964 nucleotides. RefSeq names its product ankyrin repeat domain 63 (gene ANKRD63). Bases 4763 to 5911 code for a protein of 382 amino acids. The record is from RefSeq and is a predicted model, not a curated record. Gene Ontology annotation, molecular function: protein binding. Lineage: Eukaryota; Metazoa; Chordata; Mammalia; Primates; Cebidae. The transcript has a single exon.